Molecule: messenger RNA, 1604 nt
Organism: Tricharina praecox
Lineage: Eukaryota; Fungi; Ascomycota; Pezizomycetes; Pezizales; Pyronemataceae
Product: major facilitator superfamily domain-containing protein
Exons: 4
Coding region: 75-1604 (509 amino acids)
Biological process (GO): transmembrane transport
Cellular component (GO): membrane
Molecular function (GO): transmembrane transporter activity
Source: RefSeq, a predicted model, not a curated record
CCGCACCCUUCCCACACCCUUCCCCACCCAUCCCUUCUUCAUAUCCUCACUGCCCACAACUCCCAAGUCCAAAGAUGUCAGCCUCAGCCUCCUCCACACCCCGCAAGCUACCGAUGUCUCCCACCGAUGACGACGAACACUCCUCGCCACCAGCCUCCUCCCAGUCCCUCGCCAGCGACGUCCCACCCCUCGGCGCAAUCCCCGACACCUCCGUCGACCCCAUCUACGCGGCCAAGGCACACGCUCUCAACGCCGCGAUCCAAGAGAUCGGCAUGGGACGGUACCAGUGGGGCCUGUUCUGCGUGGCGGGGUUUGGGUGGUUCGUUGAUAACCUGUGGCCGCAAGCUACCGCGCUUAUUCUGCCGGCGAUUAUUGCGGAGAUGAGGCCGCAUAGGAAGGAGAUGCUUGCGUUGGCGCAGAAUUUGGGCCUCAUGAUCGGUGCUUCGUUCUGGGGUGUCGGCGCGGACAUCAUCGGCCGGCGGUGGGCGUUCAACCUGACGCUGCUGAUUGCGGGGGUAUUCGGUGCGGUUGCGGGGGGUUCGUCGAGCUACACGGGGGUGGCGGUGUUUGCGGCGCUGUGGAGUGUGGGCGUCGGCGGGAAUCUGCCGGUCGAUUCUGCGGUGCUGCUCGAGUUCCUGCCGGGAAGUCAUCAGUGGGUGCUCACCGCUAUGAGCCUGUGGUGGGGGAUGGGGCAGAUCGUCGCGAGUGCCGUCGCGUGGCCGCUGCUCACCCGCUUCUCGUGUCCGUCGACCGGCCGCUGUGAUGCUUCGCAGAACAUGGGCUGGCGGUACCUCCUCUUCACCUUGGCUGGACUGACCCUCACCAUGGCCCUCCUCCGCGUCCUUUUCUUCCGUCUGUACGAGUCCCCGAAGUACCUCAUGGGCCGCGGUAACGACCCCGCCGCCGCCAGUGUCAUCGCCAAACUCUCGGACUACAACGGGCACCCGACAACCUUCACCGCGGAAGCCCUGACCCGCCUCGGAACGUACCACCCUUCCUCGUCCACCUCUCACAUCCGCGCCCUUUUCAGCACGCCCAUGCUCUCCGCCAGCACGUCGACGAUAAUCCUCCUCUGGUUUCUAAUCGGCACGGCCUUCCCUUUGUAUAACUGCUUCCUACCCUACUUCCUCUCGCGAGUCUCAGGCAGCACCUCACAAGUCUACCGGAACUACCUAAUAAUCGGUGUGUGCUCUUUACCGGGCUCGCUGCUCGGUGCAACAAUGAUCGAGCUGCCCUCUCUCGGCCGCAAGGGAGCAAUGUCUUUGUUCACGCUCGCUACAGGCGCAUUCCUGUUCGCCGCGACCACUGCUCGCACGGGGACACAGCUCCUCGCCUUCAACGCCGCGUACGCGGUCACGAGCUCCGCUAUGUACGCCGUCCUGUACGCCUACACACCAGAGGUCUUUCCGACUAAGGAUAGGGGCACGGGAAGCGGCCUCGCGGCGACGGCGAAUAGGAUCGGGGGCGUGCUCGCCCCGCUGCUGGCUAUGGCUGCAGACCUGGAUACACCUGUGCCCGUGUAUGUCUCCGGUUCGAUGUUUUUGUGUGCCGGCGUGGUUAUGUUGUGGUUGCCGUUUGAGAGUAGGGGGAAGACGAGUUUGUGA